AUGAAGAAGGCGGAGGAGUACUCAGCAGAUGCAGCAGCAGCGAUGGGCGGAGACGCCGCCUCGUAUACGUACUGCUACGAUGUGUUCCUGAGUUUCAGAAGGAUCUACACUGGCUAUUCUCCCGGCGAAUUCUUGCACCGGAGCUUGGUUGAUGCCGGGAUCCGCGUCUUCGGAGACGACGAUGAAUCUCGAAACGGUGAAGAAAUUGGCAAGGAGAUUCUGAGAGCGAUCGACGGGGCCAAGAUCUGCAUACCCAUCUUCUCCCAAUACUACGCUUGCAGCCCGUGCUGUCUCCGGGACCUUGCGGCAAUGGUGGAAAGCAAGGCCAAAUCGGGUGGUGGGAAAACGAUCAUCCCCAUAUUCUGCGACGUGGAACCUCGUGAUGUUAGGCUUGAAACCCCUCUGUACCGCGAUGACCUAAUGAUGCGCAAGCUCGAAAAUAUAUAUGGGUCCGAGGAAGUAAAAGCGUGGGAAGAUGCUCUUACAGAGGUCGGUUCAUUACCUGGAUGGGAAACGCGAUCUGGCAGGUAA
Messenger RNA from Syzygium oleosum, 531 nucleotides. Its product is annotated as disease resistance protein L6-like. Bases 1 to 531 code for a protein of 176 amino acids. The transcript has a single exon. NCBI's taxonomy places the organism in Eukaryota, Viridiplantae, Streptophyta, Magnoliopsida, Myrtales, Myrtaceae. Gene Ontology annotation, biological process: signal transduction. The record is from RefSeq and is a predicted model, not a curated record.